Messenger RNA from Terrapene triunguis (Three-toed box turtle), 1279 nucleotides. RefSeq lists its product as uncharacterized. The coding region runs from base 54 to 512 and encodes 152 amino acids. The record is from RefSeq and is a predicted model, not a curated record. NCBI's taxonomy places the organism in Eukaryota, Metazoa, Chordata, Testudines, Emydidae. The transcript has 4 exons.
CCCUGCCCCCCUCACAGCUGAUCCCCUCCGCAGCCCUACCCCACCCCUGGAUCAUGCUGCUGCUGGGUUCGACCCUUGCCCCCGCUGGUCUGUCUGCUCUGUUCUCAUGGGGCAGCACCGCUAUCAGCGCCGAGCAGGUGAGGGGCCCUAACCGGGCAUUGCUAAGGGAAGCUGGGGCUCAAUCUCCAGCCAUGCCCCCGUGCCCCCCCUGCAUUGGGACAGCACCUGGCGCCCGGGACAACAGGCAGCCACCGAGCGAGCCGGGCACCAUGUCUCCCCUCCGCGCUGUUCUGUUCUCCUUGCUCUUCAUCGCCUCCUCACUGGCCCAGGACGGCGCAGUGCAGGGCACCACAGAGGGCUCCAGGACGCUGCAGCCCUGGCUGGUGGGGCUGACGGCCGUCGUGGUCUUCCUCUUCAUCGUCGUCGUGCUGAUGAUCAUCAACAGAGUCUGGUGCUACAAGAAGCGCAGGAAUGAGGAGGAGCCGCUGGGAGAACCUGCCCAAUCCAGGUAAAGCGUCUGCCUCUGUGGCUGCAGCCCCGGCGCAGCGACGUUUUGGGGGUUCUCUGGGGUGCAGUGCAGCACUGGCUGCAGUGACCCCGGGUGGCAGGGCAGGGAAGGAGGCAGCGUGGGCUGGUGGCCGAGUGGGCCGGUGUUCCUGGCUCUGGGGCGAGUCCCUGGCCCUCCCUGCACGCGGAUUGGAUCGGCCUCCUGCGCUUUGCGCUGGAGGGGGAGGUGGGGCAGGGCCCAUCGCUGUUGGACUUUGUAUCAGCGUAAGAGCUCCCGGUGCCUGCCUCACAUGAUGCUUCCCAGCCCCAGGCAGCUAACCCUGACCUCUCACUGCUCUGGGGAAGUGCAGCUGGCACUGGGGGGAGGGGGGCCUAGUGGUUGGGUGCCGGCCUGGCAAGCAGAUUAUAAUUCCCGGCUCUGCUACACGCUCCCUCUGGGCCUCAGUCCCAUCUGUACAAGGGGGUAAUGGCCCUGCCCUGCCCCACAGGGGCUGUGAGGGUGAAUGUGUCGGUGAUUGUGGGGUGCCCAGGGCCUAUGGGAUGGGGCCAGAUAAGGGCUCUGGCUGGAUCCCUCCCAAUUGGAGGCCCCCAGAAGUAUCCUGUCCUGCCAGCAGCCUUGUUGUGCCUAUUGGCCCUAAGAAAUGGGUUCUGCCCGUGGCUUGGACACCCAUCUCCCGGCGACAGGAGUGUCUGUAACAUCUAGAGGCCCCACGUGAGCUCAGGGGCCCUGUAUGCCAGGGACACCCCCGCAGAGCCAACACCCUAAGUGAGC